Messenger RNA from Paramecium primaurelia, 984 nucleotides. The record is from the annotation of a GenBank genome assembly. NCBI's taxonomy places the organism in Eukaryota, Ciliophora, Oligohymenophorea, Peniculida, Parameciidae.
AUGAUCAAUAAACAAGUUGAACUUAAAUUAAUUGAUGAUUCUAAUUAAUAGAAUGAUUCUUCUUUUGCAAUAGUUUUUGAUAAAACUGGAUCAAUCAUGAUUUCUUGUGAGAAUGAUGAGAUUAAAAUUUGGAAUUUUGAACAAGGAAAAUUAAAAUUAAUUAAUACAUAUUAAAAACAUAGAGGAGGUGUUGCAUGUUUGGUAUAUAGUAAAUUGAGAAAUAACUUUAUAUCUGGUUCAUGUGAUAAGACUAUCAUCUGUUGGCAAUAAAUUAAUUAAAAAGAGUGGAAGUGUUCAUAGCCAUUCUAAUAACAUAAUGAUGAUGUUAAUUGUUUGAUGUUAAAUAAACAGGAGGAUCAACUUAUUUCAGGAGGUUAGGAUAAAUCAAUAAAAGUUUGGAAUGUAGAUUUUAUUAAGAAUGAGCUGAAUUUUCAGUACUCAUUAAAUAAACAUAGUAAUGGUGUAUUCUCAUUCUGUUUUAAUUCAACUGAAACUGUAUUGGUAUCAUGUGGAUAUUAAGAAUUUAUCAUUUGGGAGAAAGGAGUAUAAGGAAAAUGGGAAUGUAAAUAUACACAAGAUGUUUAAUAUUAUGAUUGUGGAUAUAAAAUACAUUUAAUUAAUGAUCAACAAUUUCUUUGGGUAACUAGACUUAAGAAUGUUGAUGAUAUUUUGGUGUUUGAUAUAUAGAAUGGAGUCUUUUAAUAAAAUAUUAAUAAAACUAUCAAAUUGACUAAGAAUAAUGAAUGUGAUGAUCAUAUGUAUUUCCCAAUUAAUUACAAUAAAGAUAAAAAUAUAAUAUUGGUAAGACAUAAACAUCAUAUCUAUCUGAUUAGGCAAUAAAAUGAUGACACAUUUAAUAUUAUCGCAUCAUUAAAUUGUUAAAAUGAUUAGAUUUAUGGAACUAUGACCAAUAAUGGAUAGUAUUUAGUAUUUUGGGAUAACAAAUCUAAAAAGUAUUAAUCAUAUGAGAUAUUAAAUAUAUGA